Pyricularia pennisetigena is the source of this 3105-nucleotide messenger RNA. RefSeq lists its product as uncharacterized. The record is from RefSeq and is a predicted model, not a curated record. The transcript is spliced from 3 exons. The coding region runs from base 1 to 3105 and encodes 1034 amino acids. Gene Ontology annotation, molecular function: protein binding. NCBI's taxonomy places the organism in Eukaryota, Fungi, Ascomycota, Sordariomycetes, Magnaporthales, Pyriculariaceae.
AUGGCUUCGGUGUCACCGCCGCCCAUCCAGCAGACCACCGAUGUAGGCCGGCCUCGAUCGAAACAGCAGAUGUCUGUUAAUUAUGAUGAGGCAGACAACGGCCCAGUCGGUCAGCGAUCUUCACGACUCCAGUUUGAGCUGGCUCAGUGUGUCGAGACGACGACGGUGACGACAACAAAGACUACCAAAUUAGCGAUACCGCCGCUGUUGUUACGCGAGCCACGACCGCUCAGUUCCCUCGAUACAAAAGAGUAUCCACUGGCGAAUCGACCAACGCCCCCCGAACUGGCUAAAUUUACCAUGGAUAUCGAAGAUUACCAGCAAGGACUGUUUCCAGUCGACUCGUCAUUUGAGGAGGCCAUGUACAAGAGUGAACACGAGCCCAGGCCUUGUCAUCUCGAAGUCGAUGCCUUGGAAACACCUGAUACCCCGCAGCAAGAAUCCCCGACUCCAACCUUCUUCAACAACAAGCCGAGGCCGACCCGAAGGGCCAGUGGCAUCCCAUCUCGAAAUGCGGCAAAACCAUACGCUUCCAUCGGGAGGGAGGAGUUUUCCCGCUCAAACCGCCCGAUUAUGACCUCAACCGGAUCGGAGAGAAUGAGAAGACCAUUUACGGAGCAGAGGCGAGUGGAAUCAGAUUCUGCGGCUGGAUAUCUGGCUACUCCUGAUGCCACAGAGUUGGUAGGGGGCAGUCGGCGGCGUUCAAGUCGCCGCGAGCCCCUAGACCAGGGAGAAUCAGCGGACUCAGGCACUCAACAGACUUCGCUUUUUGACGCGGCCAGUCCCGCUGAGAGUGAGGCAAAUACUGCGUACAGCGGGUCGGUAACUACACCCCCGAUAAUGGAGGCGGACUCGGUUUCGUUCGGAGACGCAGACGAGCAGCCUGCACGUCCCUUCCACAGGCCCAGACCUACCGUGGAUACCAUUGCGGCGCAAGAUGCAAGUCUCCCUAGCCCGGGCCUAUCGCCUACGCUGCAGGCGGCGCAGUUGCAGAAUAGUCAGCAGGAUGACGGCGAUGUGGACGAGGACGACCAAAUGGAAUUCUCCCAGCAGCUUGCACGACAGAGACGGUCACGCUUCCUCAGGGAUAACUCAUCAGCGGACAACAAGGACGAUUCCUCCGACGCGGCUGAGCAUGCCCUUGAGCGUCGAAGGAGAGGAGGGUCGGAGCGUUUUUCCAGGCAAAGCAUACUUGAUACGCAGUACAUGGUUGAGCAGUUCGACACAUUACCAAACGAACUAAAGUCACUGAUGAUGUACCAGCUGCUAAGGCGUUGCCCCCGAAAGACACUGCACAUGGUUGCCGAUGUUGUCAACCCCGCUUUGAAGUGCGACUUCAUUAAGCAACUUCCGGCCGAACUUUCACUUCAGGUGCUGAGCUAUCUGGAUUACCGCGAUCUCUGCAGAGCUGCCCAGGUGUCGAAACUGUGGAGAUCCAUCAUCGAUGGCAACGAAACGGGCUGGAAGGAACUAUGCGAUCGAAAUGGGUUCGAAGUUUCUGAGAGUGAACUGGAGAAGGCGAUCCUUCAAGGUUGGGGUUGGCAAGACCCCGUUGGCAUUUACGGUGCUGAGCUUGAUCUCAGCCUGCAGUGUCGACUUACUGCCACUGAACCAGAGCUGGUGAAGACGGCAAAGCCAAAUGCGUCCCAGAGGACGAGGCCUGCAAAGCGGAAGCGUCCCAUGGCGGGCUAUCCAUCAGCAGACCGCUCGAAGCGGCGCGCAAACACUCAGGAAGUCCACAAGUCGGAUGGAAUGGAGCCGAGCCAUCAUCAACAAAACAGGGAAGGCCCUAUUGCAGCCGCCACAGCGGCAGCCAUUGCGGUUAGUGAUCCAGGGAUUGGACUUCCCUCUCUUAGAAGGUUGCACUUGUUUAAGUCCCUAUUCCGCCGGCACUACAUGAUCCGGCAAAACUGGACAAGCGGCAAGGUCAAACCUGGCCACGUGGCUUUUGCGGCGCAUCCUCGUCAUGUCAUCACCUGCCUUCAGUUUGAUGAAGACAAGAUCAUCACUGGGAGCGACGAUCAGUUGAUACACGUCUAUGACACCAACACAGGCAAGCUGAGGCAAAAGCUCGAGGGACAUGAAGGUGGAGUUUGGGCACUGCAAUACGAGGGUAACACUUUGGUUUCCGGAAGCACGGAUCGAUCGGUUCGCGUCUGGGAUAUUGAAAAGGGCCUCUGCACACAAGUAUUCUAUGGACAUACGUCCACAGUAAGGUGCCUACAGAUCCUGAUGCCCACUGAGGUGGGUACUGAUAUGGAUGGCAAGCCAAUAAUGUCGCCAGCCAAGCCCUUGAUCAUUACAGGAUCCCGGGACAGUCAACUUCGCGUUUGGCGUCUUCCCGAGGCCGGAUCUAGACGAUACAUUCAGACAGGCCCUCCCGCCAACGACGCGGAGUGCCCAUACUUUUUGCGGAUCCUCCAGGGUCACACCCACUCCGUCCGUGCCAUCUCAGCACAUGCUGAUACUCUUGUAUCGGGCAGCUAUGAUAGUUCCGUCCGUGUAUGGCGUAUCAGCACGGGCGAGCAGCUGCACAUGUUACAGGGCCACUCACAGAAGGUGUACUCUGUCGUGCUCGACCACAAGCGCAACCGUUGCAUUUCUGGAUCCAUGGACUCUCUCGUCAAGAUCUGGGAUUUGGAAACUGGCGCUUGUCUGUAUACACUCGAGGGCCACAGUUUACUUGUCGGACUUCUCGACCUCCGAGACGAGCGGCUUGUCUCUGCGGCGGCUGACAGCACUCUUCGCAUCUGGGAUCCCGAGAAUGGCAAGUGCAAGAGCAUUCUCACAGCCCACACUGCGGCCAUUACCUGCUUUCAGCAUGAUAGCCGUAAAGUCAUCAGUGGUAGUGAAAAAACGGUGAAAAUGUGGGAUAUUGCCACUGGCGAGUGCAUCGAGGAUCUCUUGACGGAUCUCAGUGGGGUCUGGCAAGUCAAGUUUGACGGGAGGAGAUGUGUCGCAGCGGUCCAGCGAGACGGCCUCACGUAUAUCGAGAUUCUCGAUUUUGGUGCUGUUCGUGACGGUAAACCCCGCGAAGAGCUCGGAAAGCGGAUAGUACUCAACUCUUCUGAAGUUCAACGUCUUCUCGAAGAGGUUGAGGCUUGA